AUGCUAGGGUUCCGAAAAGUAACGACGAUAAGAUGGGAAUUUAGUAAUGAGAUGUUCCAAAAGGGGCAAAGAGAGCUUAUGAGCAAUAUCCGAAGAAGGAAGAGCCAACAUUGGUCACGCAACAAGUCUCAUCAUCAGGUUGUACCAACAACGACGGUGAAUCAAGAAGAUCAUCAACCGCUUGGGAUUGAGCAUCACCACGAGGAUCAACGGUCUUCCUCCACUUCCUCGUCUUUUGUAUACACUGCAUUACUCGACGAAAACAAAUGCUUGAAGAAUGAAAACGAGUUAUUAAGCUCCGAACUCGGGAAAACCAAGAAGAAAUGCAAGCAGCUUAUGGAGUUGGUGGAGAGAUAUAGAGGAGAAGACGAAGAUGAAACCGAUGAGGAUGCUAAUGAAGAAGAUGAUGGGCUUAAGUUGUUCGGAGUAAAACUUGAAUGAAAAAAAUCGCUAGAUGAAACCAGUUUCUUCAGAUUGUUACAAGUUUUGCAUCACUAUAUAUAGUACUCUUUUAAGUCGACAUGCAAGAUCAGACAAGAUCAGAAUUACAUAUGUCCGAAAAAUCUCGGAUUCUGACUGUGUUGUAUUGAUUAAGCUUCGUGUUCAAAACAUGGUAUAUCGUGUGUAUUAGUGUAUAGGUAGACAUAAAUUAAGAGCACAGUUUCUCAUAUACUUACUAGUUACUGCGAGUUAGGGUAUCCCGGAAACCCUAACUUCUUUUACACUGCUUAUCUUUCGAGAGGAUCCUUAUUUAGGUUAAUCUAUUUGUUGUUUUUGGGUUCA
Molecule: messenger RNA, 783 nt
Organism: Camelina sativa (false flax)
Lineage: Eukaryota; Viridiplantae; Streptophyta; Magnoliopsida; Brassicales; Brassicaceae
Source: RefSeq, a predicted model, not a curated record